AUGCAUGAAGCUAAAAGUCUGGUGAUUCCACUGUCUCAACAAGCCAAGUUUUUUGUUACUCAAUGUCCUAAGACUGAUGAAGAAAUGAAGCAGAUGCUUUCAGUGCCAUACUCCAAUGCAGUUGGAUCAGUCAUGUACAUGAUGAUAUGUACUAGACCAGAUCUUGCUUAUGCUAUAAGUAUCCUCAGUAGAUACAUGUCCAAUCCAGGAAGAGAGCAUUGGGAAGGAUUAAAAGGAGUUCUCAGAUACAUUAAAGGGUCAGCUGAUUGUGGUUUGUUAUUUGAGAAGAAUGGUAUUUUUAAAGGUGAUCCUCUCAGAGGUUAUGUUGAUGCAGAUUAUGCUGCUAAUAUUGAUUGCAGGAGAUCCCAAACAGGAUAUAUAUUUACUCUGUAUGGGACUGCAAUCAGCUAG
Messenger RNA from Salvia miltiorrhiza (redroot sage), 411 nucleotides. RefSeq names its product secreted RxLR effector protein 161-like. The record is from RefSeq and is a predicted model, not a curated record. NCBI's taxonomy places the organism in Eukaryota, Viridiplantae, Streptophyta, Magnoliopsida, Lamiales, Lamiaceae. The coding region runs from base 1 to 411 and encodes 136 amino acids. The transcript has a single exon.